AUGCCCACCCACGCCAGCGUGAUCCUACAAUCGACCCUCCUCAAAACAGCCGCAAACCUCGCAGCCCAGAUCGCCGAGCUAUGGAGUCGUCAUCGCCUCUCGUCAAAGCGUAUAGACUGGCAGUCCGUCGCCGAAUUCGCCGUCUGCGGCGUCAUCCAAGCGGAAAUCGGCUGGCAUUGGCAGAACUUCCUUGAGGAUAUCCUGCCUACAUACGAUAUGAGGACGUCGACGAAGAAUGAUGAAUACGACUACGACGAUGAGUCCGACUACGAGUAUCAAAAUGAGAAGCUCCACCGGCUGCAACGGCAGUCACGCCUAACGUACUGGUUCAACAUCCUCGUCAAGCUCGUCAUGGACCAGACGAUCGGGUCGUAUGCAAUGAACAUCGUCUUUCUCCUCUGCACUCUGGUCGCGCGGGUCCCUAGUGUGAAUGUGCUCGUUGCCCGCCUGAGCAGCGGGAUUUGGCCGUUGAUUCUAAAUGCGUGGAAGGUGUGGCCGGCGUGCUCGCUGGUCAAUUUCCUCUGGGUCCCCGUGGACUGGCGCGUGCUGGUGGCGUCGGUGGUUGGGUUUGCGUGGAAUGUCUUUCUGUCGCUUUGGGCGCUGGGAAGGUUGGAAUGA
This is a messenger RNA of Aspergillus mulundensis, 618 nucleotides long. Its product is annotated as Mpv17/PMP22 family protein. Lineage: Eukaryota; Fungi; Ascomycota; Eurotiomycetes; Eurotiales; Aspergillaceae. The coding region runs from base 1 to 618 and encodes 205 amino acids. The transcript has a single exon. The record is from RefSeq and is a predicted model, not a curated record. Gene Ontology annotation, cellular component: cytoplasm; membrane.